GUGUAUACUCCAGGGUGAGUAAAUGAUUACAAUUUUCAACUAAAUCUAUAAGGAACUGUACAUGUUUUUUUUUUCAGAUAGAACGAUACUUAUUGAAAACAGACAGUAAAGCUAAAAUGUAUUGUUAUCUAAUUAUAACAAAGUGGCUAGCAUAUUUUUAAAGAACAUGGAAAAUUCUUAUUGUUCUACUUUUUAGUUUUUAGAAGAAAUCAUCUGCACUGUUUCUGAAUUAAAUUUAUUUUUAUUUAUGUCAUAAUGCCUAAAUUAAAUAGUUUUUUAAGACAUUGAUAGCAUCUUCUGGUUGGAAAAAUAAGUCUUCAUUAUCGAUAACCCCACAUUGUUCCUUGAGGGCAUCUAUCCUGCAUAUUUUAGGUCCAACCCUACUCCACGCACCUGCCAUUAGUUUUUAUGUAUAGCCCUGGCCUGAACAACUUGAUUUGCAGGUUCAGGUAUGGUAGAGUAGGGUUGGAACUAAAAUAUGCAGGACGGGUGGCCUCCAAGAACAACGUUGGAGACCCAUGCCAUAGAGCAGUGUUCCCCAAAUCUUACCCUGGAGGGCCAGAGCACUCAAUCAAACUUACCCACCUGUGAUUGUGAUCAUGAAGACCUUGAUUAGCUUGCUCAGGUGUGUUUGAUCAGGGUUGGAGCUAAACUCUGCAGUGCUCUGGCCCUCCAGGGUAAGAUUUGGGGAACCCUGCCCUAGAGACUAGUGUAAUUUAUUUCACUUGGACAAUGCUUUUAUUAUUUAUUUUAUUUUUCAGUGUUUUUGAAUAAAUUCAUUCCAAAGUACUUUCUUUAAUGUUGAAUGUUGUGCUCUUUUAUGGCAUGGUAUGGUUUUCUUACAAUAAUUAAAUCACAUACGCUAUGUUAGUUUAAAAUUCAAGUGGUAUAGAUAUUUCAAACCCCAAAAGUUUUAAACCUUAUGUUAUUAUUUUUUAUUCUCAUUUGUUCACAUUUUUGCUGCCUAUUUGGGAUAAUGUUGAUUUCACGGUAAAGUUUACUUCAGUUCCUCGUUAAUCUUAAUAAAAAAACACAAAUAUUUGUUAUGAUGUUCUAGAUGUCUUCUGCUUGAUCCGUGUCAAUGGCCCCGCCUUCUGCAUGUUACCUGUGGGCAGGUGUGGUUUUAAUGUAGUUCAACAAAAGUCACCGUCCGGUUCCCAGCUGCGGAAAUCAGACGGAUUUAAUGGCUUGCGAAAAAGAGUCGGACGUCAAACCAACUGUGUAUUCUCAAAAAACACCUGUCCGAAAUGUGUGCGCCACGUCUGCGUUUACGAUCAUUGACAAGACAACAUUAUGGCCACGGCCGCUGGCCCGAACAUGGACGCUCAUGCUGUUGUUGGUCACAUGCCUUCUCUAUUGGGCACGGAUGGCCAUGCCAAUCUGUGCCGUCACCAUGGCGAAACAGUAUGGAUGGAGCAAGACAGAAACCGGCAUGGUACUGGGGGCUUUUUUCUGGGGUUACUGUUUUACUCAAGUACUUGGAGGCCAUGCUGGUGACAGUAUUGGAGGAGAGAGGGUAUUGCUUCUAUCCACAUCAUGCUGGGGAGCCAUGACCGCUAUUACCCCACUUUUGGCCAACAUAGGUGUUCGACCCCUUGUUACCAUGACGAUGGCUCGGUUUCUGAUGGGUGUAAUGCAAGGGGUUCACUACCCUUCUCUAGUCAGUGUCUGUGCUCAGCGUGUGGCAAUGGGAGAGAGAGGAUUUUUGAUGAGCACUUUAGCGUGUGGCUGCUACCUAGGGAUGCUGUUGGUUGGAGGUGUGGGUUCGCUGAUGCUGGAUUGGUUCGGAUGGGAGAGUGUGUUUUACGGAGCUGGUCUCCUUGCUGCUUGCUGGACCUUUUAUGUAUGGAAAUGUCUUCUGCGAGGUCCAUUUUUUUCCUUUGACUCUCCGAGGGACUCUGUGACUGAAGCCCAGCCAGGGGCCUCCAGAACCCGCUGGCUGUAUCUGCUCAAAGAGCCUUGCGUCUGGGCCAUGAUCAUUGCCCAUCUCUGCUUCAGUAGCACCUAUUACACCCUCAUGUCAUGGCUACCAACUUUCUUCAAAGAGACAUUUCCUCAUGCCAAGGAUUGGGUGUUUAAUAUGGUGCCUUGGUUUGUGGCUAUGCCCUCUUCGCUGUUUGGUAGCUGCAUCUCUGACCAUCUCAUUAAGCAAGGUUUUGGGACGGCAACUGUAAGAAAAAUAAUGCAGUUCUGUGCUAUGGGAAUUGCCAGUGUGUUCAUUUUCCUUGUCUGUAAGACCAGCAAUUUUCUCCUAGCUGUUGCUUGUGUGUCUAUGGCUGUUGGGCUCUCUACUUUUAAUAACAGUGGGGGUUCAGUGAACGUGCAUGAUCUGGCACCAUCAUGUGCAGGAGCCCUGUUUGGGAUUAUGAACACAUGUGCUGCUUUUACUGGUUUGGUGAUGGUGUAUAUAUCUGGAUACAUGAUUGAGGUCACAGGUUCCUGGGUGACUGUGUUCUCACUCUUGGCUUUGGUGAACAUCAUUGGUGUCACUGUAUUCAUUGUGUUGGGUAAAGCUGAGCGAGUUGACGUGCUGAAUGAACCUCAAAGCAUAUGAACAACUCUAUUUUAUUUGAAUUAAAAAAAUACAAAAGUAACUUGGCAAGCAAAUUGAAAAGUAAUGUUUUUGAAAGUUGUAAACUUUCUUUAACAGAUCAGUGCAUCAGUGUAUUCAUUGGAACACAGCAAAGCACAUAAUGUGUGUAUACUGUAUAUAUGUAUGUAUGUAUGUAUGUAUGUAUGUAUGUAUAUUAUAAUGUGUAUACAUUUUAUUUUAACUGUACCAUUAAUACAGUUGGCAGGAGUUGUUGGAAAUUAUAUGUGAUGAUCCUGUACAGACCACAACACAUCUGAAACAAUGUUUCAUUCACAUUUUAUUUAUUUAUUAUUUUAAAUGUUAUUUAAUAUAAAACACGUUUAUUUUUUAACAUUUUUCUAAUAUAUUAAAUAAUUAAACUGUCAA
Messenger RNA from Misgurnus anguillicaudatus (oriental weatherfish), 2959 nucleotides. The record is from RefSeq and is a predicted model, not a curated record. NCBI's taxonomy places the organism in Eukaryota, Metazoa, Chordata, Actinopteri, Cypriniformes, Cobitidae.